Messenger RNA from Spathaspora passalidarum NRRL Y-27907, 2354 nucleotides. RefSeq lists its product as uncharacterized. NCBI's taxonomy places the organism in Eukaryota, Fungi, Ascomycota, Pichiomycetes, Serinales, Debaryomycetaceae. The record is from RefSeq and is a predicted model, not a curated record. Gene Ontology annotation, molecular function: protein binding. The annotation marks the transcript as partial. The transcript has a single exon.
AAAUGACAUCAGCAGAUAAUGUCAAUCAGGGUUGGAAUACACUCUACGAUUACGACAACGGGAACAUAUAUGUACAUUUAAAGAAUAAUGAUUUAUUACGGUUAAACUUUUCCUUGGCUGGAUUUGAAAAUAACGACGUCAACACAUUAAACUUGAAGAAUAACCAGCAGAUUGAAACUUUACCACUGCCACCUGAUAAGUCAACCUUAUUUCUAUUACAAGGUAAGCUCUAUGCUUUGACAACAUUGGAAAGUAAAACAGAACGAGACUUGUGCGGGGAUGGCAUAAUAUCCAUAGUGGAAUUUUCUGGUAACAAGUGGAGUACUAUUACAGGAUUGAAUUAUGACAAUAUUAAAGAUGCUUCAUUUUACCGCUUUCCAACCAUAUUCACAAACCCUAGUUAUAACAACACAAUAUAUUUCUAUGGAGGACUUUGUGAACAGAGCAAUUCUAUUUCCAAUCGGUUACUUUCUUUCGAAAUGGACACCAAUAAAUUCAGUACCAUAUUGACUAGUACCAAGCCACAAGCGUUUUACGGAGCAGGAAACUUGUUAGCACCUACGCCACAAUCUCAACUAGUUAUUGGUGGACAACUGAGUCUGGGAUGGUUGAAUAUGUAUCAAUUAGCCACUUGGGAUUUUUCUGCCGGCUGGUCAUUCGAACAAGUUAAAUCUAAUUCUAAUGAUACUAUGGUAAACUCGAGAAAAUUUCCCUUGGUUCUCCCCUUAUUCCAACCAAUUGCAAAUGAAUCUUCAAUUCAGGAUAAUUUCAAACUUGAUCAAGUGUUGUUGAUAGGUGGGGAACUGGGAGGUCAGCAAGCAGCAACACCAGCAUUUGCAAAAUUAGCGCUCGACUCAAAUCAAUGGUAUUGGAACUCGUCAAUUGAAACCAACCAGAUCGAUUAUAGUGACAUUUCCGGGGCUGCAACGAUAUUUAAUACCUUAGUUGUGGUUAAUUCUAGCAGCACCAAUAACAAAAGAGACAAUCAAUACCAUAUCAAUUUAUUUGACACGAAUACUUUCCAACCUGUGAAAUCUUUGAAAGAAAAUGUCCAGGCGUUGCAAAGCACCAAAUCUUCUCCCAAAUCUUCCUCAUCUUCUUCUGAUUCGUCGUCUUUCCAGAAGAAGGUUGUCUUGGGAACUGUUUUCCCGGUUGUUUUCAUUUCAAUAGCCAUAGGAAUAGCGGCAUUCUUUAUGAUAAAAAGAAGAAGAAGGAAAGAAGAAGAAUCACAAUAUAAUGACAUUGACUAUAAGUUUGGAUACUUGCAACAACAAUCUAUACUAGGAGAUGGAUUGCACAAUAUAAGUGAUAGUAAUUCAACUUUGGACAAUGCAUCAAUAGACUCGUGGAUGAAAAAGAGACAAGAGUACGACAAAAGAUUAAGACAUAGCUAUCUUGCCUCGAAUGAAACAUUAAAUACCGCGGAUGAAGAAUUAUUGAUUGAAAGAAACCACACGGAAACUGUGUAUGAUGAAGAUGACGAUGAUGGAGAAGGUGAUAUAUCAUUUGGUAUGUCAUUGCAGGCACCACAACCAGCUAUAACGACGAAAUCAGUGAAAAAAUUGAAUAAAUCAUUCUCAUACAGUAAGACUCCUCCAACAUCACCAAAUUUCAAACGGAAAAAGAUCAAUAAACUACAGUCGUUGAGAUUGACUAAUUCGGAACAAUUGAUAGGAGGAGCAGGGUAUAAAGAACUAGAAACAUCACCAAGGAAGUUCCACACCGACGAAGAUAAUGAAUUUGAUGAAGUAUCUUUAGACGAAGCCGUAGACGCACAGGUCUUAGUCAGUAGCAAACGAAGAUCGAUCUUACGGGUUGUCAAUCCAGAUCAAGCGCUGAGCAUAUCCAAACAAGAAAGUAUUGCAGAAAGUGCCUCGGAAAAGGAACCCGAGAAUUUUAGUGAAGCAAUCCGGAACCAAUUUGAAAAAAUUGCUGAAACUGCAAGUUUAAGACAAAGGGUGCCGUCAGGACAAACUAUUUUAGAUUAAGCUUGCAUCUAAUUUUUUUUUACACGAGGGUGUUGUGUAGAAUGUGUUAGUUUUAUGUAUUUGUAUGUAUUUUUAAAGUAUAAUUUUUCUUUGUUGCUAACUACUCGGCUGUGGUGGGUAACACAACGGGUAUAGCCACAUUUGGAACUCCUUCCAGAUAAGAAACAACAACAAGGUGUCAUUUUCAAUUAGCCACCCCAUGGGGCAUUGACGACAAUAAAGGAAAUGACAACAAGGUGACUAUGAAAUAUAAUCACCGAGAACUUAGAGUCAUGGGGGUUUAACUACUUCUUUUAACAUUCCGGAGUUUAUCUAUAACAGCAAACAUAGUUGCACUGUGCCCCGAUUACUACGUUGUACAGGAAA